This is a messenger RNA of Aureobasidium namibiae CBS 147.97, 963 nucleotides long. RefSeq names its product nucleotide-diphospho-sugar transferase. Gene Ontology annotation, biological process: mannan biosynthetic process. NCBI's taxonomy places the organism in Eukaryota, Fungi, Ascomycota, Dothideomycetes, Dothideales, Saccotheciaceae. The transcript has a single exon. Gene Ontology annotation, molecular function: alpha-1,2-mannosyltransferase activity. The annotation marks the transcript as partial. The record is from RefSeq and is a predicted model, not a curated record. Gene Ontology annotation, cellular component: Golgi apparatus.
ACGGGUGUCGUGGUUGUAGGUGGAGGAGAGUACUUUGGUCCAGCAAUUAUCGGUAUACACAUGCUGCGACGGAGUGGCAGUGACCUGCCCGUACAAGUCUUUGUGACAGACAAGUCUGAGUACGAGGACAGGUUGUGUAAAGACUAUCUACCCAAGCUCGGUGCAGAGUGUCUCAUACUCGCUGACUUUAUUCAAGACUUCGAAGUGACGCACUAUCAGCUCAAAUCUUUGGCAAUGUUGUUGAGCUCGUUCGAGCAUGUCUUGUACCUGGACAGCGAUAGCAUACCUCUCCUCAACCCUGAAACAGAGCUCUUCGCAAAAGAGCCAUACGUUUCCACUGGACUGGUCAUAUGGCCCGACUUCUGGAUCUCUACAGAGUCUCCUUCCUUCUAUACUGUCGUGGCUUUCGACGAAAUGCCAUCUAAUCUACCCAGCGCAUCCUCUGAAGCAGGCCAACUUCUCAUCAACAAGCGGACACAUCUCAAGACUCUGUUGCUGGCAGUCUACUACAACAUCUAUGGACCUCAGUUCUACUACCCGCUACUCAGCCAAGGCGCGCUCGGUCAAGGAGACAAAGAAACAUUCAUGGCCGCCGCGAUGGUGCUAGAUGCUCCCUACUACCGCGUCAAAACGGGUGUCAAGGCGAUUGGGCGUAAAGACGGCAUCGAAAAGAAAGGUAGUGGCAUGAUACAAGUCGAUCCUUUUGUCGACUUUCAGAAGCAGGGUGGAGACAAAUCUGAUCAACCAAGAGCGGCAUUUAUCCAUGCCAACACCCCAAAGAUGAAUGCUGGCCACCUAGUCGAUGAAGGUGAUCUCUUUACUGUCACUGACCACAAGCCGUUGCGGUUGUGGGGCUCUCGAGAAGAGCAGAUCAAAGAGUUCGGUCUAGACCUCGAGAAAACAAUAUGGGAGUUGGUUUUACAAACGGGUUGCGAGCUGGCUGACGUGAUCCGAGAGUGGUCG